Messenger RNA from Acanthocheilonema viteae, 816 nucleotides. The record is from the annotation of a GenBank genome assembly. Lineage: Eukaryota; Metazoa; Nematoda; Chromadorea; Rhabditida; Onchocercidae.
AUGAUUGUUAUACACAUAUCGUUGUUUCUACGAAUUGAGCGCGCAAAGCAAUAUUUGCAAAAACGAAUGGCAAUAUUGGAGGAAACACGAAAAAACAUUUGGAUAGAUAUUCUUGCAUUACGAAAAAGUCAAGCCAUAAAAAGAGACGUUUAUUCGGAACAUCUCAUGGCGGGUGAAUAUCAACAAUGCGACUCAUGCAUUAGUUUAGAAUGUCCACCUGGACCUAGAGGACCACCAGGCUUAGAUGGAGAGUCUGGUGCAGAUGGCCUCCCUGGAAGACCGGGUAAAGCGGGCAUUGAUGGAAUUGAUGUAUUGGAUCACGCCGAACCUAAUUUCCCGUGCGUGAUUUGUCCUGCAGGACCACCAGGCAAUCAUGGACAGCAAGGAGAACAGGGUAGACCUGGUGUUCCUGGAGAACCCGGACCACCUGGCUUGCCUGGUAAGCCAGGACUACCUGGUCGAGUAGGACCAGCAGGCCCACCGGGCAGGCAGGGUGAGGAGGGCGACGCUGGCAUUAAAGGACCACCUGGUGAUGACGCUAUCGGUGGAGUAGGUAUUAAAGGGCCGCCUGGACCACCAGGACCGCGUGGUCCUAAGGGUCCUCCUGGACCGAAUGGUAUUCCUUCCAACAAUAUGGGGCCUGCAGGACCUAUCGGUGAAACAGGACCUCGUGGGCCGCCAGGAAAGCGUGGUGAACCAGGACCACCAGGGCCAAGUGGGCUGCCAGGCGAAGUGGGCUUGCCAGCAGGACAUUGUGAAUCAUCUUGCGGUAUCCAAGAAAUGAUAGCACCAUCUCUUAUUGAGUUGGAUGUCUAA